Elaeis guineensis (African oil palm) is the source of this 789-nucleotide messenger RNA. Its product is annotated as probable glutathione peroxidase 2. Lineage: Eukaryota; Viridiplantae; Streptophyta; Magnoliopsida; Arecales; Arecaceae. Gene Ontology annotation, cellular component: cytosol. Gene Ontology annotation, molecular function: peroxidase activity. The record is from RefSeq and is a predicted model, not a curated record. Gene Ontology annotation, biological process: response to oxidative stress.
AUCUCCAUCUAUUGUAAUCAUCCCAUGCUACCAGCUUUGAAUGCCUGCCCCUUUUUCCUCCUACAACUGAUCCCCUCAACAUCUCUCAAGGAAAAAGGGGAAAGAAAAAAAUGGCAGAAGAAAUGCCCAACUCCAUCUAUGACAUCACCGUCAAGGAUAUGAGCGGCAAUGAUGUGAGCCUCAGUACUUACAGUGGAAAGGUUCUUCUUAUCGUCAAUGUUGCUUCUAAAUGUGGGUUAACACACUCCAACUACAAGGAGAUGAAUGUUUUGUAUGAGAAGUACAAAGAUAAAGGUUUUGAGAUAUUGGCAUUUCCAUGCAACCAGUUUGCUGGUCAGGAACCUGGAAGCAACGAAGAAAUUAAGGAGGUUGCGUGCACAAUGUUUAAAGCUGAGUUCCCCAUUUUUGAUAAGAUUGAAGUGAAUGGGAAGAAUUCUGCACCCCUAUAUAAGCUCCUAAAAUCCCAGAAAGGUGGUAUUUUUGGAGAUGGCAUCAAAUGGAACUUCACCAAGUUUCUCGUUGCCAAAGAUGGCAAGGUCAUGGAGCGAUAUGCACCGACCACUUCACCAUUAAAAAUAGAGAAGGACAUCCAGAAGCACUUGGAGGCUCAAUAAAGUCAUCAACUUAUUUCUCUGAAUACGAAUGUAAUGUGAGGUUCUAUUUAUUAGGUUUAAAUAAAAAGAUGAUAAUUUGUAUUUGAGGAUUUACUCAUUGUAGACUCUACGUGAGCUUGGAUCGUUAUCCUGUAUGAAAAAAAUUGUUUUAUUUAAUUUCUUGCUGUUUGGUAAA